This is a messenger RNA of Tetranychus urticae (two-spotted spider mite), 5024 nucleotides long. The record is from RefSeq and is a predicted model, not a curated record. Lineage: Eukaryota; Metazoa; Arthropoda; Arachnida; Trombidiformes; Tetranychidae.
UUGGCUCAUCUGAUCUGGUCCUUACUCUUUGCCUAUUUGAGUGUACAAAUUUUUAAAAACACUUGAACCAUCUAUACGUUUAACCAUGGUCUCAAUUAUUUAUUUUGAUUACUUUUGUACACCUUUAAACUCUCUUAUGCUCGCAAUCCAUCCUUAAAAGUACAAUGAUAAUUUCACAGUGUCAGUGAUCUCAUUUUAUUAGUUGCUUAACCACGUUAAUCAAGCUUUUUAUUGGUAGACUCAACAAUCAUUUUUUUGUAUUUUUGUUUCUUUGUUUCUUUUUCUAACACCUUGUUGGUUCAAAAAAUAUUUGAAAAUUUUGCUCCGCCAGGUUUCUUUGGUGUCUUUAAUCUGUACAUUAUUACGCCAACUGCAAGAUUAUUCCUUCAAUCUGCACAGCGACCUCAUAAUUUACUCACUUAGUUAAUCUGUUCUUUUGUACUUCUCAACUAAUGAUGUCUUCGGUAGGCUUAAUGAGUACGAUGUCUGGAGCAAGCUCAACCAAACUACCCAUGGUAAUUAAUGCACCACCCGGAGGAGAAUAUGCUUUCCUUAGCACUGUUAUCAGUGAUUUUGGGAGCAACGUUUCUACACAGCUUGGUGUCUCGGCACUUGCGUUUGAUAAUAUGGAAGAACUUCUCUGGAUGGGAAACACUGGAAGUCAUGUUACCUCUUAUUAUGGCUAUACAUUGCAAAAAUAUACCUCAUUCCAAGUUCACAGUGUUAACGACAUCAGAUCCUUACUGACAGCAGACUUUGGUCUUCUUUCAUUAACCCAAAAUACACUUCGAUUGAAUAUAAGACGUGGUUUGACAUUAUUUACUCAUAGUUCUGAAUUAUUGAAGGAUAUGCAAGCCAUGACCAUUCUUCCUUCUGGUUUGGUUCUCAUUGGCGGGCAGCAGAAACAAUUAAUCGAAUUCGACUUGGAAAGAAUCAAGCAAGUUAGAAUCACAGACAUAGAAGAAGAUGGCUGUGUUAUUAUCAGAAAACAUCCAAAAUUUGUAUGUUGUGGAGACAUUGCGGGCAAGAUCACUCUGCGAGAUCCGAACAGUCUUAAAAUUGCACAUAGCUUUUCCACACACUCUGUAACUCUUUCUGAUUUCGAUGUCCAUGGAAAUUAUCUGGUCAGCUGUGGUUACUCUAAUAGACAUCUUUAUGUACCUGACAGAUUCUUGAUGGUUUACGAUUUGCGAAUGAUGAGAGCUAUCAUGCCUAUCCAAAUGGUCUUUUCACCUUACCUCCUUCGUUUUGUACCCGCAUUUUCAUCAAGAUUUUGUGUAGUUUCUCAAACUGGACAGUUUCAAUUAUUGGAUGCUUCAGCCUCACUUCAAACACCUUUCAUCCAAAAUGUUGACUUGGCAACUGGUACUUCAAUAACUUCCUUCGAUAUUUCCAAUUCAGGACAAGCAUUAGCCUUUGCAGAUGAUGCUGGCAUAAUAUACCUUUAUGGCGCUAGUGAUGAGGUUGUUUUCAAUAAUUUCAGUCAACCCACAGAAUUUGCUGAUCCCGUUGAUCCUGCUCGACCAUUAUCUUUCAAUGACAUUAUAACUCCUUACUCGAUUAAUCCAAUGCCAGCUUACCGAGAUGAUAAACUUUUAGCUGACAUACCUGCUGAAUUAUGUAAAAAAGCAUACCGAUUACCUAAGCCUAUUGAUCCAGCCAUUUUAUCUAAUAUGAGAAUGGUUGGAAAUAUUUGUUAUGCUCCAAACCCAGGAGCCAAAGGUCGCAAUCAAAUGCCUUAUGCCAGCCCAGAGAACACCAAAGGAAGUAAAAACAAAUCUAGUAAGUUUUUCAUUUCAACUCAAUUCGAUAAUCUGUUUUCAAUACUAAGUUCUCAUUUAUCUAUCUUCUAUUUAACUAUGCUCACUAAAGACACAUCGUCUUCUGAAAUACCAAGUCGGUAUCUGACAAUUGAACCAAACUAUAACAAGGUAUCUUUAGACGAAUAUGACUUUGGACGGCACAAUCACUCUCCAUUUGCAAGUUUAGAUUCAACAUUACCCAACUCAUACGCUAAUAAUUUAAUCCAGACGCUCUAUUAUAUCCUACCUCUCCGAGCUACAGUUCUUAAUCAUCUCUGUAGAAGAGAAUUUUGCCUUACUUGUGAACUUGCCUUUCUUUUCCAUAUGAUUGACGAAAGUAGCUUUCAAAACCCUUGUCAAGCAACUAACUUCCUCCGUGCAUUUCGUCAGAUGCCUAAAGCAUCUGCUUUGACUCUCGUUUUACCUGAAGAUGACGAUUUGCGAAGGAAAGUCAACUUUCCCAGCUUGGCACAAAGUUGGUGGCGAUUUAUCCUUCACCAACUGCAUUCUGAACUUUCUUCUCCUGACGCAACUACUUACAACAAAGAGUCCCCAUCAACAUCAAUCAUCACAGAAUUAUUCGGAAUCCACGAAAAAUCCUCUUAUACUUGUAAAUGUGGUCAUGCCUGGGAGGAAGAAAAAAUGAAAUAUCCGACAACAUUGUUGCAUCCUGACAAUUCAAAAUACAACAAUUUCAAUAAAGAAGACAAAGCACCAACCAACAAUGAACUACAAAAUGAGAAUUAUCCAUUUCAAGAGCUGCUCAAGAAAAGUCUCAACAUGGAACAGAAUAUGUCUGCAUACUGUGAUAAAUGCAAUAAGUUUCAAUAUGUGGCCCAAAAGAGGCAAAUUGAAUCUCUGCCUGACAUUUUAUCGAUCAAUUCAGCUCUUGAUCAAGAGAAAGGACUCAAAUUCUGGAAAGCACAAGUCGCCAUUCUUGGUGGCAAUAAUGGACCCAAUAAACUUUUAGAUUUAGCUCCAGCCAAAAAGCCCUGUCGAUACGGCAACAAAUGUACUCGAGCUGAUUGCAAAUUUUGUCAUGAGAAAGAUAAAUGCAGUAUAGUUCCUCCACAAGAAAUUAAUAUGCCAUACUUGCCUAUGAAAAUGUUCAUGAAGCUCGAUGUUGAUGGCAAAUUAGACAUUUUAGUUGAAAAAAAUCCUGACGAUUCCGAUGACAGUUACAUUGAGUACGGUUUGAUGACAGUUGUUUCAGUUGUUCGUAAACCAGAUGAACUGGGUAAAGACAACAUAGUUGCAAUUAUAAAAGUGGAUGGAGAUUAUUUUAAAUUAAAGUCGAAAGAAGAAAUUCCAGAUAAAGACAACUGGUACUUAUUCAAUCAUUUUUGUAUUAGUCCGAUCCCGACUGAUGAAGUUGUGCACAUGGAUUUCAACUGGAAAACACCAGUUAUGAUUAUGUACAGCCGAAUGGAUCUGCUUAAAAAGUAUGAAAAUAAAUUGAAGAUUGUAAACCCGAUAACUGCAGAAGUUUUCCAAGACGAUCGUAAUCUUGCCCGUGGCCAUCGCAGCAGUAUUACUUUUACACCACUGUCAGCCGAUGAAAUGCCAAAGAAAGGAAAUAUUGUUGCUGUUGAUGCCGAAUUUGUUACACUUAAUCAAGCUGAAACUGAGUUCCGAAGUGAUGGAACUCGAGCCACAAUUAAACCACCGCAACGUUCAGUUGCCAGGAUAACUUGUAUUCGAGGAUCAGGAUUAUUGGAAGGACAACCGUUUCUUGACGAUUAUAUUGCAACUCAAGAUCAGGUUGCUGAUUAUAUGACCAAAUUCUCAGGAAUUCAACCGGGUGAUCUUGACAUUACGAUGUCUUCGAAACAUUUGACAACUCUUAAAUCUACUUACCUUAAACUUCGUUUCCUAAUCGAUACUGGCGUUGUUUUUGUGGGCCACGGAUUGAAAAAUGAUUUCCGAGUUAUCAAUUUAGUGGUUCCCCAAGAUCAGGUCAUCGAUACCGUACUGCUAUUCCAAUCACCUCAUUUUAAGAGAAUGGUUUCUUUAAGAUUUUUAGCUUGGCAUUUUCUUGGGGAAAAAAUUCAAUCGGAAACCCACGAUUCAAUUGAAGAUGCUAAAACAGCUUUACAACUUUAUCGUAAAUUUGAGGAGCUCAAGAGUCUUAGACGAGUUGAAUCAUCGGUAAAUGAACUUUAUGAUGCUGGAAGAAAUUGUGGUUGGAAGCUUCCAGGAACUGAAGAGGAAUAAGAAGACAUCUAUUGUUUCUUUUAAUCAGCUUCACCGAUUGAUAUUGAGUAUCAUGCCAAUCAUAUUUGGACAUCUAUCAAUUUGCAUCAUUAUCGUCAUCAUCAUCAUUGUUACACUAUUGUGGCUCAUCUUUCUUCAAAUACAAUCAACUCAAUCACAUUUUGAAAAGCGGGAGGACAAUAUUCCAUAUCAAACAUCUUCUAUUGAUGAUUUAAUUCCAAUUAUAUGUAAACUUUCUCUUGUUAUUUUUCCAUCGAAACUAUUUAUUUUUGCGCUUUCGCCCUUACCUUUUUAGCUAUUGUUUCUACUUCUAAAUGUGUCCAUAAUUAAUUUAAGUAAACAACAAGUCCUCACAUCUACAGAGCUUGCAGUUUCACUAUUAGUUUGAACAUAUAAAUAGAUUAAUCAUGGUAAAGAUAAAUUGAACAACUAAAAUACAAAUCAAAUGGAUACAGAAAAAUCGUUUUUCUUUAUCCAUUGAAUCAUUGUCUAUUCGCACUAAAUCAUUUCGUUAACUUGAUAUAGCUCUAAUAUUUUUUAUUAAAGUGAGUCUGUAAAUGUGUAGACUUUUUUGUCCUGCUUAUCAUCAAAUCCAUCUUCAUUCUCAUUCAGUGUCAUUAGUGAACCUGCUCCAAUUCAUAAUGAUCAUUGUUACAAUUUACCUAAUUUACCUCGUUUCUUUCAAACAUUCUCCUUCUUUAUAUUAAUCCAUUCAGUUGAUCACUUUUCACCCUUCAAGAGAUUAGCAUCAUUUUAUUUUUAAUCAACUAGAUAAUUUUUCUUGUUUCUUUGUUUACAAGCCAUUCAUUUCGUUUUAUUAUUAGUAAUUAUGAGAAUUAUUUUUGUAUUUCAAUCCAAUCAAUUCAAAACAAACACCUUUCCAAGACUGAAAAAAACUGAUAGUGAUUAACUGUAUUUAGAUACGUUUGUAUCAAUAGGAAGCCAACUUAAUCAGCUUUCACUUGAUAUGUAUUUCGUUUCAAGUUAUUAAAGUUAUUUUAAAACGAA